Messenger RNA from Myripristis murdjan (pinecone soldierfish), 3134 nucleotides. It is a transcript of the gene ints7, whose product is annotated as integrator complex subunit 7. Gene Ontology annotation, cellular component: integrator complex. The record is from RefSeq and is a predicted model, not a curated record. NCBI's taxonomy places the organism in Eukaryota, Metazoa, Chordata, Actinopteri, Holocentriformes, Holocentridae. The transcript has 20 exons. Gene Ontology annotation, biological process: snRNA 3'-end processing. The coding region runs from base 107 to 2992 and encodes 961 amino acids.
CAAGCUUUAGUGCAGAUUGAAGAAUGAAGUGCUAGUGACCGGCUGUGGUGCUGUCAUGGUUUACAAAUUUAUUUAAUGUGUUAACAAAAAAACAACCUAAGGAGCUAUGUCGCUUUCAACAGCGCGGUCGUUUUUAUCGGAAGCUGCUUAUGGAGAACAAGAGCUUGACGCCAACUCGGCUCUUAUGGAGCUGGACAAAGGGUUGAGGUCGGGAAAGCUCGGGGAGCAGUGUGAGGCUGUGGUGCUCUUCCCCAAACUCUUCCAGAAGUAUCCUUUCCCCAUCCUCAUCAACUCUGCCUUCCUGAAACUAGCAGACAUCUUCAGACUCGGAAACAACUUCCUGCGCCUGUGUGUGCUGAAGGUGACACAACAGAGCGAGAAACACCUGGAGAAGAUCCUCAACGUGGAUGAAUUUGUCAAACGGGUGUUUUCUGUCAUCCACAGCAAUGAUCCCGUGGCAAGAGCGAUCACCCUCAGGAUGCUUGGUAGUUUGGCGUCAAUCAUCCCUGAGAGGAAAAAUGCUCACCACAGCAUUCGCCAAAGCCUGGACUCUCACGACAACGUAGAAGUGGAGGCUGCCAUAUUUGCUGCUGCGAGCUUCUCUGCACAAUCAAAAGAUUUUGCAGCUGGAAUCUGCAACAAAAUCAGUGAGAUGAUUCAAGGUUUGGACACUCCAGUGGACCUGAAGCUGAAGUUGAUCCCCAUGCUGCAGCACAUGCACCAUGAUGCCAACCUGGCCUCCAGCAGCAGAGAGCUCCUGCAGCAGCUGGUCACCUCUUACCCCUCCACGCCCAUGGUCAUUGUCACCUUGCACACCUUCACCCAGCUGGCAGCCUCCUCUCUCAUCGAUAUUCCUAAGCAGUUGCAGCUUCUUCUUCAGUACCUGAAAGAUGACCCCAGGAAAGCUGUCAAGAGACUGGCAAUUCAGGACUUGAAGCUCUUGGCUAAAAAGGCUCCUCACCUCUGGACCCGGGAAAACACUCAGACCCUGUGUGAGUGUGCCCUGACCAGCCCUUACAAUAGUCUGAAGCUGGGGAUGUUGGCUGUCCUCUCCACCCUCUCUGGAACAAUUGCCAUCAAGCAGUACUUGAGCCCUGUAACAGGUAGCUCUUCGGUUCCCCCUCGGCUCACUGACCUGGUUAAACUGGCACAGGAAUGCUGUUACCACAGCAACCUGGCAGUGGCUGCUCAUGGGGUUAUUGUGCUCACCAACAUUUCAAUUUCCUGUCCAGAGAAAGAUAUAGUACAUUUGGAGCAGGACACAGUUUUGGGAGUGGAGUCUCUUCUGAUGCUUUGCAGUCAGGACAGCAGCCCGAGUGCACAGGCCACGCUCAAAACCACCCUCACCUCAUUGGUUCAGCUGCUGAAGAGCCGACCCCACCUCAGCCAGUCAGCAGUAGAGUUCCUGCUCGGCCAGCUCCACUCCUCCUGCGACUCUUCCCGUGUUCUCAUGUGCCAUGCUCUGGCAGCCAUCGCCACCCACCUACCAGUGUUGGGAGAUGGCAUGCUGGGAGAUCUGGUGGACCUCUACAGAGUGGCCAGUCACUCCUCCACUGACAAGCAGCAGGAGCUCCUGGUUUCCUUGGCAACAGUGAUUUUUGUGGCGAGCCAGUCCUCUCUGUCAGCUGAAGUGAAGAUGGUCAUCAAACAGCAGCUGGAGAACGUGGCUAAUGGCUGGACGGUGUACCGCAUCGCUCGGCAAGCCUCUCGCAUGGGAUGCCACGAGCUGUCCAGCGAGCUGUACCAGAGUCUGCGAACCCGUGUGGCAUCAGAACACUUCUACUUUUGGCUGAACAGCCUGAAAGAAUUCUCCCAGGCCGAGCAGUGCCUGAGUCACGUGGAGGACGGAGACUACAGUGCAGCCAUGAGCGCCAUCGCCGAGGCUUUGCGCUCCUACCAAAAGGGCAUCGCCUCCCUCACAGCUGCGAGCACUCCUCUGAGCCCACUUACAUUCCAGUGUGAGUUUGUAAAGCUGCGUAUUGACACCCUGCAAGCCCUGUCGCAGCUCAUUUGUACCUGCAACAGCCUGAAGACCAGCCCCCCUCCUGCCAUCGCUACCACCAUCGCCCUCACUUCGGGUAAUGAUCUGCAGCGCUGCGGACGCAUCUCCAUGCAGAUGAAGGUAUCCAUGGAUGAGUUCAGAAGCCUUGCUGCUCGUUAUGCUGACUUACACCAGUCAUCAUUCGAUGCAGACUAUGCCACCCUGCGUAACGUGGAGCUACAACAGCAGAGCUGCCUGCUGGUCUCCCAUGUAAUAGAGGCUCUGAUACUGGACCCACAAGCAGCCAGUUUUCAGGAGUAUGGCACCCUGGGGUCGUUCCAGACAGAGAGUGAGUAUGAGAGACGGAUGAUGUCGGUCUUCAACCACGUACUAGAGGAAGUGGAGGGCCUUAGCAAGAAACACCCUCCUGUCUCUUACUUGCAUACAGGUUGUCUCUGUGACGCUGUCAUAGCUUUGCUCAAGGUCCCACUGUCCUUCCAGAGGUACUUCUUCCAAAAACUCCAGUCAACCAGCAUUAAGCUUGCCCUCUCUCCAUCCCCGCGAACACCAACUGAGCCGAUCCCGGUGCAGAACAGCCAGCAGCUGACUCUGAAGGUGGAAGGGGUGGUGCAGCACGGCUCGACCCCAGGACUCUUCAGAAAGAUCCAGUCUGUCUGCCUCAAUGUCACUUCCAUUCUCCAGAGCAAGACGGGGCCUGACUACAAGAUUCCACUUGAUUCCAAAACCAAUGAGAUUGAGCAGCGGGUAGAACCCCACAACGACUACUUCAGCACGCAGUUCCUGCUUAAUUUCUCCAUUCUGGGCACUCACACUGUCACUGUAGAGGCGUCAGUGGUGGAUGAGAGCGGCAUUGAGUGGAAGACCGGGCCUAAGACCACGGUGUCGGUGAAGUCCCUGGAGGAUCCGUACUCCCAGCAGCUCCGCCACCAGCUGCAGCAGCAGGGCGGGGCGCAGUCUGCUCCACAGAGAAGUGCAUACGCCCGCUUCUAGUCAAUGUUCCCUCAAUGCUCUACCUUCAGAGCUCAUGAACAGCUCGCUUUGCUCGUGUAUGUACUCGACAUGUUAUGUCUUGCAGAAUCCUAGGAUAAAUUGUAAAAUUUUUUUCAAUGAUUAAAAGAUCCAAUGUAAGUUU